This is a messenger RNA of Aspergillus candidus, 565 nucleotides long. RefSeq lists its product as uncharacterized. The record is from RefSeq and is a predicted model, not a curated record. Lineage: Eukaryota; Fungi; Ascomycota; Eurotiomycetes; Eurotiales; Aspergillaceae. The coding region runs from base 148 to 525 and encodes 125 amino acids. The transcript has a single exon.
GUGCGAGAUUGUGAGUUCGUAUAGGGUUGUUCUUUGUUGAUCUGUGUAUAUGAAAGCGAUUGUCUUCAAUAAAGCACGGUAAAGUCUGCUUCUUUGAUCCCAUUCUGUGUUUGUUCUUUCAUUGUCAGUUGAUCUUGAAAGGCGGGAAUGGUUGACAUGGCCUUGUUAUGCAUGCUUCAUUGUCUAGCGAUGAAUGGCAUAGAACGAUGCCAUGCCUUGUUCUAUAGACAAUGGCUGGGUUCAUUGAAGAAAAGCAGAAUGUGCCAUUCCACCCUCUCUCGAAGAGAGUUCAGCAUCAUAAUUAGUCGCAAUGUAAAGCUGACUGGAUUGCUCCAGUGCCAGAAAAUAUGCGGCAGUCUAUCGAUCUUUGUGGAUGCAAGAUGCAGUAUUCCGACUAUCAGACUGUUUCAUCCGACCCGGUCAGGCACUGCUAUUCCUGUUCAGGCGUCUGGUAGAAAAGGGCUCAGGGGCUUGAUGACCCUCUCAAUCAAGCCUGUAGACGCCUGGAGACAGACCAGCCACUAACAGGGUUGGAAAUAACUACAGGGGGAAUACACUCCAAAUU